This is a messenger RNA of Papilio xuthus (Asian swallowtail), 710 nucleotides long. RefSeq lists its product as uncharacterized. The coding region runs from base 4 to 618 and encodes 204 amino acids. NCBI's taxonomy places the organism in Eukaryota, Metazoa, Arthropoda, Insecta, Lepidoptera, Papilionidae. The transcript has a single exon. The record is from RefSeq and is a predicted model, not a curated record.
UUUAUGAAUUCGAACUCAUUUCCGAGCAUAAAGUUGACGAGGCGGACAUUUAGCGAGAUGCGCUCCCAAAUUAUCUUUAUAACUUUUGCCAUAAUACUAGUAUUAGUACAAAGUCAUUGGAGUUUGAGAAGCGAAGACAGAUGUAUCAACUACUAUAGAACAGGAAGGAACUUCGAUUUAAAUCAGAUGAACGGUGAAUUCUACGCUGUGUAUUUCUGGCCGCCGAUACAACGCGAGAGGGAUACCUGUGGAGUGUUGAAUUUUAGAAUCAUGUCAGAUGAAGAUGUGGAGGCAGCGACAGCUGAAUGUGAUGGUGUUAUUGAUGAUGAUGACACAGUAGUUCAAGCUACGUACAGGAAUAGCACAGGAAAAUUGGUUAAUGUGAUUUACUUUGGUAACGAAGAAGUGAAACAUUUGAUGAGGUCUUGCGACAAAGUGUACAAAUAUUUGUUUAUUAGAAUUAAUGAUGAUUAUGUGAUGGGUAUCAAUUGCUCGUCUGGUGGCCGCGGAAUUCUAUUGGCGAAGUACCUACCUGGUCUUAGCGAGGUGCAGACGGUUGUAAGAGGCAUCGAAUUUAUGACUGGCCGGGAGGGGAAGCCUGACUGCCCAUUGCAGUAAUACUGAAAAUGUUUAUAUAUAGAGUGUGAUUUGUUACCGUCUAUUUUGUAAAAUUAUUUUAAAUGUUUUUUUUUUAAUAAACGUAAUUUAAU